Lactuca virosa is the source of this 249-nucleotide messenger RNA. NCBI's taxonomy places the organism in Eukaryota, Viridiplantae, Streptophyta, Magnoliopsida, Asterales, Asteraceae. The record is from the annotation of a GenBank genome assembly.
AUGGCAAACAUACCGGCGAAGAUGAUAAGCUCUUCUGAAGCGGUUAUUGAAGCAAUCAAAGUCGGUUAUCGUCACUUUGACACCGCAACACUCUACCAAACUGAGAAACCUAUUGGAGAAGCCAUCACAGAAGCUCUGAGAUUGGGUUUCAUCAAGUCUCGUGAUGAGCUUUUCAUUACAACCAAGCUUUGGUGUAGUUCCACUGAGCGCCAUCUUGUCAUACCUGCCAUGAAGGAGAGCCUUCGGUAA